Messenger RNA from Papaver somniferum (opium poppy), 3903 nucleotides. Its product is annotated as putative disease resistance protein RGA4. The record is from RefSeq and is a predicted model, not a curated record. Gene Ontology annotation, molecular function: protein binding; ADP binding. The transcript has a single exon. Gene Ontology annotation, biological process: defense response to other organism. NCBI's taxonomy places the organism in Eukaryota, Viridiplantae, Streptophyta, Magnoliopsida, Ranunculales, Papaveraceae. The coding region runs from base 77 to 3625 and encodes 1182 amino acids.
UUGUGUGUGAGAGAAUUCCCUUAAUUCCUUCAUUUUGUCAAUCUAGUUCUUCUAAUUUAUUCAAAGGGUUAAGAAAAUGGCUGAAAUUCUUGUUAGUAUUCUAUGUGAAAUCUUAAUUGGAAAACUAGCAUUAAUAGCUUCCGAUGAGAUUUAUCCUGUUUGGGGUAUCAGACAUGAGAUGGAAAAGCUCCGGGGGACGCUGACAAAUAUUCAAGCUGUAUUACAUGAUGCAGAGAAGCAGCAAGUUGAAAAAGAGACAGUCAAGUUCUGGCUUAAAAAACUCAAGGAUGCCGUCUAUGACGCUGAAGACAUAUUGGAUGAAUUUGGGUAUGAAGUUAUGAAGCGCAAAAUUGGUAACAAAAACAGGAUAAAGAACUUCUUCUUGCCGGUGAACACUUUAACAUUUCGUGUCAAGAUGGGGCGUAAAAUUAAAAAUCUUAACCAAAUGUUGGAUCAAGUUUCAAGGGAAAAAGAGAUGUUCCAUUUUGAAUUUAGUACAUCCAGUACUGCCCCAAGUAAUGUUAAUCGUCCCAGCAGAAACAGAGAAACGUACUCUCUUGUUGACGAUUCGAUACUUAUUGGAAGGGAAGAUGACAAAUCAAAGAUAAUAGACAUAUUAAUGAAUAGCUCUAGCAAUCAGCAGAAUUAUCCUAUUGUUGUCAUAGUUGCCAUGGGAGGAGUUGGGAAAACUACACUAGCUCAGAUCGUUUACAGCGACGAUGCUGUAACACGUCACUUUGAAUAUAAGUUGUGGGUGUGUGUUUCCCAAAGUGCUAAUCAGAAGGAGGUGUUCAAUUGGUUGUUGGAAUCCAUCAAUCAAAAGAAGGAUGAUUUUUCAAGCUUGGAUGUCUUGGUGAAUAGCCUCAAAAAGAACCUGCAGAAUAAGAGAUAUUUGAUAGUUCUCGAUGAUAUGUGGAAUGAUAAGCACAAUGAAUGGGACAGUAUGCUGAAGACUUUGUUGCUUAUUGGCGCUCAAGGAAGCAAAGUGAUCGUGACAACAAGAAGUAAUGAAGUUGCUUCCACGACGAGUUCUUUAUAUAGGUACAAAUUGGGCAAUUUGUCUGACAAAGAAUGUUGGACUCUGUUUAAGAAAAUGGUUUUUGUGGCGGGAGGAAUAAAGAAAACACCAAACUUGAUCAAGAUUGGUAAGCAAAUUGUCUCAAAGUGUGGAGGAGUGCCACUAGCAACGAGGAUUCUUGGUGGUUUGAUGCACUCUAAGAGUGAUGAGAAAUACUGGCAAGCAAUUUUAGACAAUGAGAUUUGGGAGCAUGUCAAAGGCGAAGAACAGGUUAUAAGGGUAUUGAAGCUGAGCUAUGAUCAUCUUGCACCACAUUUAAAACAAUGCUUUGCAUAUUGUUCACUAAUUCCAAAAGGUGUUGUUAUUAGUAGAAAAAGACUAAUUCAACUGUGGAUGGCGGAAGGCUUCCUUAAUUCUUCUAGACCAAGAACAGAAAUGGAGAAGGUGGGUAAUGAGUAUUUCAAUAGCUUAUUGGAAAAUUCAUUCUUCCAAGAUGAGCAAGAACACGAAUUAGGAGAUAUAAAGUCAUGUAAGAUGCAUGAUCUUGUACAUGAUCUUGCACAAUCUGUUGCUAGGAAUGAAUGUGCAAUAAAAGAUGUUAACAAGACGCUACAAGAGGGAAAUUAUGGAAUUCGUCGAAUAGUUUUGUUUGAUGAGAACGAGGUCUCAUCAUUCCCUAAGGUAUCGUCUAAGGUAAGAAAACUGCGGACGUUCAUUUGCACUACACCGAAACUCAUUGAUAAUACAUAUGCUAUGCAGAUUUUAAUGAAUUUCAGUAAUGUACGUGUGCUGUCCUUGAGCUACAGCGCAAUCAGUGAGUUACCACCAUCCAUUGCCAAGUUAAAACACUUACGGUACCUCAAUCUUUCAAACUCUCAAAUAUCAAAAUUACCCAAUUCGUUUACUACUCUCUACAAUUUGCAAACUUUGAUUCUUAAAAAUUGUUUCGAGCUUAGAGAGCUUCCUCGUGGCAUGAGAAAGCUAACCAAUUUAAGAAAUCUUAUAAUCUGCAAAAUUGGGAAUGGUGAAUGGAACCCUCCUAUGCCAUGUAAGGUAAGAACUUUAAGCUCCCUGCAGUAUUUACCUGUAUUUAUUGUGGGAAAUAAGAACAAUGGAUAUGGUAUUGAAGAGUUAAGGGACCUAAAUCUACUUGGUGGUAAACUACAACUUCGUAAUCUUGAGAAUGUAACUGGUAGAAAAGAAGCUGAAGGAGGAAAAUUAAAAUGUAAACAACACAUUCUAAGGUUGGAACUACAUUGGACUGAUAACAAAAGUUUUAGCACAGUUACUCGUGAUGAAUCUGAAGUGUUCGAAGGCCUCCAACCUCACCAGAACCUCAAAAGGUUAGGAAUCUACAACUAUGCAGGUUCAAAGUUCCCCAGAUGGAUGAUGAGUCCAGAUAAUUUGCUUCCCAACUUGGUCUUCAUUACACUAGAAAAUUGCAGCAAAUGUGAAAGUCUUCCCCCUCUUGGGUUACUUCGAUUUCUUAAGGUUCUCAUAAUACAAGGACUUGACGCCGUGAAAAGUAUUGGAAGUGAAUUCUAUGGUAGUAACAGCAGCAACGUACCGUCUUUUCCUUCUCUGGAAGAUCUCUCUAUAUUUCGUAUGGUGAGCUUAGUAGAAUGGUCACAUCCUGUUUUGUCAAUUUCUUCAAGCUUUCCUUGCGUUCGGCAGUUGAAGGUCAAGGUUUGCCGCAAGUUAAUGAUCAUGCCAACCCGAUUUCCAUCUCUCAAAGUAUUGGAGUUUGAAGAUUGCAAUGGAGAAAUAGCAAGUUCAUUGCUAGAAUGCAAUGUAACAUCUCUCGCCUAUGUUAAAAUUGAUUCGUGCAAGGAGCUUGCAUUUCUUCCGCGGGAAUUGCUUACUGGAAAUAAACUCCUCCAGAAUUUUCAGGUAUAUAACUGUGAAAAGCUUCAAGGCAUUAAUCCAUACCAAGAUGCUUGGGACGAGGAGGAAGAGGAGGAACAACUUCAGUUACAUUCAAGCAUUUCCUUGAACACUUUGAUAUUUUACAAUUGCCCUGCUUUAUUCUCUUGGCCAGAUUUACGGGGAUUCAUUUCUCUUCGGAUGUUAUUUAUCUAUGGCUGCAAAAGUCAGCAGUGUAUCCCAAGUGGUAUAGAAUACCUCCCCAAACUUGAACGUCUGGUGAUGGGCGGGUUUUCAAAAAAGAUGGACUUGUUUCCAUUCCCCACAGCAGAAGGAACUUUGAAGAGCCUUUACUUCCCAUCACUUCGCAACUUAGAAAUAUACGGAUGGCCUAAACUCAGAUGUCUGCCAGAUCAAGUUCAAUACCUCACUUCCUUACAAACUCUUUGGAUACUAGGUUUUGAAUCACUAAUUGCAAUGCCUGAGUGGCUGGGUAACUUGACUUCUCUUAGGGAGUUGAAGAUACACUGGUGUGGCAAUCUCAAGUAUAUGCCUUAUCGGGAGCAGAUGUUACGUCUCACCUCACUACAACACCUGCACCUUGUUGAUUGCCAUCUCCUGGUGGAUAGAUGUAAAGAAGGAGGAGAAGAGUACAACAAAACAUCCCACAUUCCUAAAUUCACUUACAACAAUGAAGGGCUAGCGGAAGAAGUAAAAGAAUCAAAAGUUCAGGUUAAACUGUAAACUGAUGUUAAUUGUAUUUUUUAUCUUAGUACAGUUGAUGAUUGAUGAUGCCUUUCUUCCUUGCAACCAUUGUGCUCAGCACAACUUGUCAUAAAGCUCUUUGACAUCACAGAGAGUCGAGUGUAGCAAAGAUUUAGCGUCACUUGCUCUGUAUUGAUUUCUAUUUGUAUGCCUGGGGUGGUGGUGUUUCUCAAAGGCUUGUUUUUGUUGCUUUAAAACUAUAAAAUUUCUUGUGAAACUGCAACUAUUCCUCAUCAAUGCAUAUUAGACUUGUUGUU